ACAAAACAAACAAUCUCUUCAAAUUAAUUAAGACCAUUUUCAGAAAUCUUCAAAGAUGGUAGGACCUUCUCUUAACUCACCCAAGCCCCCAGCAAGCACCACCACAACAAUCAAAUUCCUGUGUAGCUAUGGUGGUCGGAUUCUUCCUCGAUAUCCAGACGGAAAGCUCAGAUAUCAUGGAGGCCAUACUCGGGUCCUUGCUGUUGCUCGCUCCAUCUCCUUUUCUGAAUUGAUGGCGAAACUAGCAGAAUUAUGUGGGAAGACGGCGAGUUUAAGAUGUCAAUUACCAACUGAAGAUUUAGAUGCACUUGUUACAAUUACAUCUGAUGAAGAACUAGAGAAUCUUCUUGAGGAAUAUGAUUCAACCACACAAUCACAAUCUCAUCAUAUAAAAAUCAGAGCGUUUCUGUCUCUUACUAAGAAAUGCUCUUCUCCUUCACUAACACGGACACCAUCAUCCGCCUCGGCUUCAGGAUCCGGAUCUAGCACCUCAUCCACGGAUUCAUCACCCACACCAAAAUCUCCGUCCCCAUCUUUGUCGGGCUUCUACACGGCCGAAAAAAUGAAUAGUGUUAUCUAUACGUCAUCAAAACCCCCAGUCUGCCAAAAUAAAGCAGCAGCAGGAGGGCACGGGAAGAUGCCGUGUUAUGGUUAUAGAAAUAAUGGUUACAAUAAUCGGUUUUGCGUUGUUCCUAAUGGAAAUUAUUGGCAAUAACAGUUUUUAAGUUCGGCAGGAACCUUGGUGAAAAAUAUAUAAUAUGUAGACGAUAUAAUCGAACAAAAUUAUACAAAAGUAGUAAUUAAAUCAUUAAAAACCAACACACUAAAAAAAAGAGGAAACGAACGCAGAGAUAUGUAUAAUUCUUAUCAACUGCAAAUAACAUUAAGAUUUGGAUAUGGAGAUAGAGGGGAAAAUGAAAAUCUAUAAUUAAUAGUUGAGUCCAAUUUUUGUCGCUUAGAAAGAAUUCCGUUAACUGCCUACUUGUUAUGAAAUGGUUGGAGGUCCUUAUGAAAUCAUUUUUCAACUUAAAAGUAAGGAUAAAGCUGUCUACGUCUCGUUCCAUAAAGAAGAGAUUGAAUACGGUUGUUAUUGAUGAUCUUAUUAUUUGCCUCACAAACUCUCUUCAAUGUGAUAUGGUUGGAUCGGUGGUUUCAUGUUUUGUCAUUUUGUUGUGGUGAUGAGAUUUUGGUGAAUUGGGGGUUAUCUUCUUUUUUUUUCCCAUUGAUUACAUCAUCCCCACACUUUAUGUCUCCAAUGUAUGUAUGUGAUAUGUAUAACCCAUACGUAUACGUGUUGUGCUAGUAAUAUAUAGCUCUAUAGGAUUGUUGUUUAACGGCUUUCUUGUUUGGUUAAUUUGUUUGUCUUCAUCCUCUGUUUUCUUUGUCUUUUCGUAUUAAACUAAAAUAAUUGUUUUGCUUCUUAUGUUGUAAUUUGAUUCAAGUGGCUGUUUUUCAGGUUAAGGAUGUUGCUAUGUAUAUUUGGUUGCCAUUCAAUGGACAUAUAUAUAUACAUAGAAGAAGAGAUUCCUAGCUUGCAGGUAUAUAUUGAGGUUUGGAGUAAUUUGGAAAAAGAUCGUGAAGUAUGAGAAGCCCAUUGCUUUGGCCAGGUCCAUUCGGGUAGGUAUUAAACGUAAAAGAGAUGAUAUUUGUUUGGUGGGUCAUUACACAUCUCAAUCGAUCGGAUUAAACAUUGAUGAGUUGAUAGCAAAGCAACGUAUGAAUGAAUGAUUCUAUGGUGGCUAAAUUGGCAUGAUGGACUUUUUGGAAUAUAUAUAGAUUAAGUGGUGGCAAUCCUAAAGCGUGGCAUGACUGCUGUUGUAUAUAUUCAGUUAUAUUCUCUUUUUGGCGAAUUUUAGUCAGCCAUUUGGUGUAUGACCAAAAAAAUGGUCCAGGAAUUUCAUAGAUAACCUUUUUCCCCCUCUUGCUAGUUGUUAAUGGAGAAAAGGAUUGCUAGCUGGUGAUAACCAAGUCGUUGUUUUGAUUCAAA
Molecule: messenger RNA, 1987 nt
Organism: Erigeron canadensis
Lineage: Eukaryota; Viridiplantae; Streptophyta; Magnoliopsida; Asterales; Asteraceae
Exons: 3
Coding region: 56-715 (219 amino acids)
Molecular function (GO): protein binding
Source: RefSeq, a predicted model, not a curated record